Topomyia yanbarensis is the source of this 3045-nucleotide messenger RNA. It is a transcript of the gene Hexim, whose product is annotated as protein HEXIM2. The record is from RefSeq and is a predicted model, not a curated record. Gene Ontology annotation, cellular component: cytoplasm; nucleus; nucleoplasm. Gene Ontology annotation, biological process: negative regulation of cyclin-dependent protein serine/threonine kinase activity; negative regulation of transcription by RNA polymerase II. The transcript is spliced from 3 exons. Bases 532 to 1851 code for a protein of 439 amino acids. Gene Ontology annotation, molecular function: cyclin-dependent protein serine/threonine kinase inhibitor activity; 7SK snRNA binding. NCBI's taxonomy places the organism in Eukaryota, Metazoa, Arthropoda, Insecta, Diptera, Culicidae.
GAGCGGCACAUUUCGUAUCGAGAAACGUACGUGAGAACAUGCUGCUUCAGAGCGCAGCAGAGUGACUAUCUACCCAAAACCUCCCAUACAUACCUCUCUAUGUAGGGUGCGCUUCGAGACUUGAAAUAUCAGCAGCCAGCAGAGAGGCAGAAGAAUAGCAGCACAAAGUGAUUAUUUUAUGAAGUGAAAUCCAGUGGUGUAAUCAACGAGGGGUGUGGUUUUUCGGUGCAUAUUUAGUGAUACAGUCGGCAGGGAACGGGAAUCGUUUGGUUUUGAAAAGUGAUCUUUGGGUUUAUACCAUUGGGUACAACCCUGGUGACCGUUUUUUUUUUCUUCGUUCGCCCACCCCUGUUCGUAGGAGUGCGCCACCACCGGUCCAAAGUGGUACCAUCGACGGUGAAAAAUGGCGACAACUGUUCGCUUAUGCACAGAAUUAAUGGUUUCGAAUGAAGUGAACAAUUUUCGAUCAGUGCAAUAGACACAAAGUGCAAAAUUUGAGCGUCCGAUUAAGCACAUUGGAAAUCGGUCAAAAUGUCGACAAAAAACGCCGAAAACACGGAAGAAAAUGAAAAUUUGCUCGCGAAGCAAAAUGACGUCGCACCAACACAGUGUGCGGCAGCAACGGUGACUGAAGCGCUGCAAGUGGCGUCCGAACGCACUACUACUUCGGGCACACGAACUGGUCCGACGGCGUUGACACUAGCGCCAGUAGUUGCAUCGUCAGCCACCGACACGAUGCUCGUUGAUGAGAACGAUUCCGCCAGUGGGAAUCAGUUCGACAUUGCACUAGCUACUUCCAGUGCUGGUGGUUCUACAAGAUCCUCCAGUAGUGGCGGUGGCAACGGUGCAGAUGCGCCUGCUGAGAAACGUCGCAGCUCUGGGGAAAAGUCCAGCAGCAAACGGAAAACUCGCCGUGGUAAGACUAAACGCGGCAAGCGGUCAUCAAGUUUGCGAGCGUAUAGCAAAAGUCCGUGGAAGUUCCAGGUGCCGAACCUCCGCACAGUGAUGGGCAAGCGACGUUCGGAAGUGACCCUGGGAACAACUGGCGGUGGUGUCAUUCCCCUAAUAGCUCCCCUUCGGCAGCUGGACCAUCCACUGUUAGUGCCAUACAACACCAACCGCUUCCUGAUGGAAGACCACAUGCCACAUGUCCUAACACCCUCAGAGGAUGAGGAGGAAUUUCUAACCAAGGAAUUCUCCAGCGUGUACGAGGAUGCCCGCUCGGAACGGCUCGAAGGGCUGAGCAAGAGCCAACUGAUACAGGAGUACCUCCAGCUGGAGGCUAACUUUGAGCAAGUCACGCGGCGGUACAAUGCCGUCAAAUCGCUUACCUCGCUCAAGGAGGAAACUGAAAAUGCUGUAGGUGGUGGCAAUGCAGCGACCAAAGACCCACCCGAGGGAGGCUCGGACCGGCGGCGGCUGGAGGACAGAAUUCGAGAGCUCACCGCUGAGAAUCUCGAGCUUCGCCGGCAGCUGGAGCAUGCGUCCCGCAUCGGAAUGGUCCUGUCCGCUAAAUCGUCCCCACGAAACAACGGUAACCCGGUCGAACUUAUGGAUAGCUCGUCGUGCACGAGCAGCGAGGACAGUGAAUCGGACAGUUCAACCUCAUCCAGCUCGAGCAGCAGCGGAGAUGACGACGGUGAGGAUGGACAUGGAAAGCGUCGCGACGGUAGCAGUUCCAGCAGCAUGAGCGGGGACGAAGGCGAUGCUUUGGGAGCCGCACAAUUCGAGCUGCAGCUGAGGGAAGAAGAAAACCGACCACUGGGUUUGGUGAGAGGUGAAGGUGAACCUUUCCCGAUUGACGAGUACCGCUUGCUACAGCAAAACGGAAUACACACGGACGAGGAAUGAGUUUCCGAACUGGUUCUUUAUUUUCCUGCUCCUUGAGAUGCGGCACAAAAGUCACAGUCGCUAUGCGAAAGGUUUGAUCGUUUUCAUUUUCUUUGAUCUAAAUUAGUGGUAAUCGGAAAACUUAGUCAACUAGUUAAGCUUAACUAAACUUCUCAAUAUUUGAGAAAACUUUUCCAUCUCAUAUUUGUUUUGCUUUUAAUGAGUUCAAUCCUAAGUUUACAAUACAUUGAAAACAUAAAUAACAAACAAAAAAAGUCGUAAAAUAAUAAAUUCCUCACAAAAAGUAUGCCCACGUUUUUUUUAUCGAUUUUCAUAAUAAAAUGUUAAGUUUGGUUUUAAAAUAAAAAAUACUUAUAUUGCUAAAGGUGUUAAGGAAAAAAAAUUACAAGCAAAACCACAUCCACAAAUUCACACACAAACAAAGAUAACGCAGGCCGUUGCGACAAAAAUGAAAUUGAUAUGUGAUUUCUUGAGUAAUACAAAAAACGCUAUUUAGGAUAUGGAACAAGUAAUAUACAUACAUAAACUAGCGAUUAAGGGAGCUACAUUUUAUAGCGACAACAAGAGGAAAAUAAAUUAUGUGAUUACCAGGAGAAACAAACAAGAAUUGGAUAUUUUUUUCAGGAAUGGAAUUACAAAUCAAGGAAACCAAAAGAAUAAAAAAAACAACCUCGGCGAGCUCAAUUUUCUUGUUUCAUACCCUUAGAUUGGUUUCAUUCAGAUAGUUGCUUAGGCAUUUCAAGAGAAAUAAUUCUGGAUUACCCUUACACAGAAAUACACAUACACACAUUUCGGUCAAAACAAUAGAACGAUAUAGUUGACUAAACACCCUUUAUAUUUUACGGAUGUUUUCAAUUUGUGAAUCACACCUAUACCAACGCCGAUUGGCGAAAGACGGAACUGUUUACAAAUAUAACAGCAGGGGACAUACAUGCGACAUCACAAUAAUUGAGCGACAAAUGCAAGACGAAUGAUUAUUGCUACAUACUGAUCUAUAAACUACUAAAUGAACGCUUAUUUCUGUUAUACAUUAUCAGGCAUGCAUUAUACACUUUAUUCUAUAUAUAUAUUAAAGAUAUAUUGGCAAGGAUCGAAUAGGCGCUGUAAUGGAGAAAAAUCGAAUUUCGGUGGAAUGCGAGCUAGGUUAGGUAUACGUGUUGUUUGAAGGAAAAAGUGUAUUACUGAUCAAAUUAA